CAGCCUCAGCAACGGCUCCUAUCAUCUGCAUUCUGAUGUUGACGAUUACUCCUGUUUUGUGGUGUGUCGUCACUCAAUAUUCAGUGACUCACUCCUGUCACUCGUCUCUCAAGUUGCACAGACAAGAAUUUGUAAGGAUGGUUUAAGAGGCAACAGACCAGCUCUUCAUUCCUCGAGUUGUGAUUUUGCUGUUGUUGGCAUUGUCAUCACUGGCAGGGCUUGGAGCUGUAGUUGUGCACUGGACUGAUCCCAAUUUAGCCAGGCCUCUCAAGAAAAUUAAGCUAUAGAUUACCCAUGCAAGUUAUGAUAAUCAUCAUGGUCAUGUUGAAGUUUGUUAAGUGACUGUGAGUGUAAAAAAUAAUAACAGAAAUGCUUAACAACCCAGCAGUUCGAUCUCUGCUACAGCAGGUAGUGGCAAAACCUGUUGUCGGGCGACAUGCGCAACAGCUUGCAUGCACUGUGGGCAGGAAUUUCCACAGUAGUGAGCCUGCCAUGGAAAUUUUUAUGGUAAAUAGUGAAGAUGAUUUUAAGAACAAAGUCAUGCGAAGUCCUGUUCCAGUCAUAGUGAACUUUCAUGCCGAGUGGUGUGAGCCAUGUCAUUCCCUCAAGCCUCUGUUGGAGAAGAUUGCUCAAGAAAAUGAAGGUCACCUCCACUUGGCUGAGGUAUGGUGGCAGUGGAUGAACACCUUGAUCUGCUGCAUGCCUUUGAGGUUACUGCAGUGCCAGCAGUGUUGGGUAUUCAUCGGGGGAUGGUGGUUGAGAAGUUUGUUGGUCUAGUAUCUCACAAAGAAGUUAAAGGUUUUGUUGAUAAAUUGCUAAAUAAGUAGCCCCGUGUAUUAGGUAUUUGAUGAAUUUGUAGUAUUAAUGCAAAGAACAGGUUCAUUGAUAAUACUGAAGAAAUUUCUGAUGCAGUAUAAAGAUAUUAUAGUGUAAUGUAAGUGUUACUUUGUAAAUGUGUAAAUUUCCUAAGAAAAUUUAGCAGAUGUAAUUUGAGGGCUUCCUUAGUCACUAUUUCAAGUGGUACUUUGUAAAGAAAAGACCAACACCAAGGUACUAGAGGCCUUAUGAAGAAAUUACACUAUUUAUGUACAUAAU
Messenger RNA from Portunus trituberculatus (swimming crab), 1095 nucleotides. RefSeq names its product thioredoxin, mitochondrial-like. Bases 370 to 777 code for a protein of 135 amino acids. The transcript is spliced from 3 exons. Gene Ontology annotation, molecular function: oxidoreductase activity, acting on a sulfur group of donors, disulfide as acceptor. Gene Ontology annotation, biological process: cell redox homeostasis. Gene Ontology annotation, cellular component: cytoplasm; mitochondrion. Lineage: Eukaryota; Metazoa; Arthropoda; Malacostraca; Decapoda; Portunidae. The record is from RefSeq and is a predicted model, not a curated record.